GAUGUGCUCCAGACAAAGCUCCGGAGGCUGCCAUGGGAUGUCCUCCCAGUCCAGUGGGUGCCACAGCGGGGGCUCCGGUUGCCACGGGAGCGGCUCCUCCAGUUACCAGUCCCAGGGCUCCUCCUGCUGUGGGGGCAGCGAGGGCUCCGGCAAAGUCAUCAUCAGCUCUGGUGGUGGAGGUGGAUCCUGCUGCAGUGGGGGCUCCUCUGGAUACGGGAUAGGAGGGGGAUACGGUGGUGGCUCUUCAGGAUCAAAGAGCAUCAUCGGAGGGGGAAGCAGCGGAGGAUACUCAGGUUGUGGCAUGGGAGGAGGGUACGGUGGUGGAUCUUCAGGAUCAAAGAGCAUCAUUGUAGGUGGAGGUAGUGGGGGUUCCUCUGGAUACUGUGGUGGAGGAUCCAGCUAUGGGAUGGGUGGAGGAUAUGGUGGAUCUUCAGGAUCAAAGAGCAUCAUUGGAGGGGGAAGCAGUGGGGGUUCCUCUGGGUGCUGCAGUGGAGGAUCCAGCUAUGGGAUGGGUGGAGGAUAUGGAUAUGGUGGAUCUUCAGGAUCAAAGAGCAUCAUUGGAGGGGGAAGCAGUGGAGGUUCCUCUGGAUGCUGCAGUGGAGGAUCCAGCUAUGGGAUGGGUGGAGGAUAUGGUGGAUCUUCAGGAUCAAAGAGCAUCAUUGGAGGUGGAGGUAGUGGAGGUUCCUCUGGGUGCUGCAGUGGAGGAUCCAGCUAUGGGAUGGGUGGAGGAUAUGGUGGAUCUUCGGGAUCAAAGACCAUCAUUGGAGGGGGAAGCAGUGGAGGUUCCUCUGGAUGCUGCAGUGGAGGAUCCAGCUAUGGGAUGGGUGGAGGGUAUGGUGGUGGCUCUUCAGGGACAAAGAGCAUCAUUGGAGGGGGAAGCAGUGGAGGUUCCUCUGGAUGCUGCAGUGGAGGAUCCAGCUAUGGGAUGGGUGGAGGAUAUGGUGGAUCUUCAGGAUCAAAGACCAUCAUUGGAGGGGGAAGCAGUGGAGGUUCCUCUGGGUGCUGCAGUGGAGGAUCCAGCUAUGGGAUGGGAGGAGGAUGCAGCAGUGGCUCCUCAGGCCAGACCAUCAUCAUCAGCUCUGGAGGGGGCAGCGGAGGCUCCUCCCAGCAGAAAUGUCCCAUUGUCAUCCCCAGUGUGGUGUCCCACCAGAGCAAGCAGAGCUCCUACUGGCCCUGCCAGCAGAAGUAACAGCCCCGGGGAGCUCCAGUUCUGAGUCUCUGCCACGGCUCCUCUUUACCCCAGCCCUGGC
Molecule: messenger RNA, 1250 nt
Organism: Taeniopygia guttata (zebra finch)
Lineage: Eukaryota; Metazoa; Chordata; Aves; Passeriformes; Estrildidae
Source: RefSeq, a predicted model, not a curated record